Penicillium cataractarum is the source of this 1572-nucleotide messenger RNA. Its product is annotated as putative feruloyl esterase. Lineage: Eukaryota; Fungi; Ascomycota; Eurotiomycetes; Eurotiales; Aspergillaceae. Bases 1 to 1572 code for a protein of 523 amino acids. The record is from RefSeq and is a predicted model, not a curated record. The transcript has 2 exons.
AUGUCUUUCCCCGAGGGGUCUAUAUCACUCUGCACAUCUCAGUGCUUCCCAACCCCCGUGGUCCCCAACGCCCAAUUUCUAUCCAUCAACUCAUUCCUAGUAACCAAUUUCUCUGGAUCGGCACCAUCAUCCCAAACAUUCAACCACCCGACCAUCAAUUUCACAAAUAUCUCAAUAUGCAACAUCACAAUCGAGUACACCCACCCUGGACACAACGAUCUAAUCACCGUCAUGACAUGGCUCCCAUUCGGAUCCUGGAACGGUCGCUUCCAAGCCGUCGGCGGCGCCAGUGCUUCCGCCGGGUUGAACAGUAUCUCGCACUAUGAAAUGUACGCUGCAGUCGGACAGGGGUAUGCUACUAUCAGCACCAAUGCAGGACAGGUCAACAAUACCCGGGACUUCAGUGGCUGGGCACUAGAUGAGAAUGGGGAACCCAGUAUCAACAUCCUCAAAAAUCUAGCGUCCGUCUCGCUCGGUGAUGAAGCUUUGAUUGGAAAGAAUCUUAUCAAUAGCUUUUAUGGGCAAGCCCCGUUGUACUCGUACUUCAGCGGGUGCUCUCAGGGUGGUCGUCAGGGGUUAAUGUUGGCACAGAGAUAUCCGGAUUUAUACGAUGGUAUUGUCGCUUCUGCGACGGAUAUUAAUUGGGGGCAUCUCAUCCCUUCUCGGGUGUGGCCACAGGUGGUUAUGAAUAAUUUGAAGGAAUACCCCGAGGGCUGUGAGCUAGAUUACCUCGGCGAGGCGGCGAUCUCAGCUUGCGACGAAUUGGACGGUGUCAAAGACCGGAUUAUCUCUGCCAUGGACAAAUGCGUAUUCGAUCCGUUUUCGCACGUCGGUCAACAAUUCAAUUGCUCAUCUACUGGAACUAUCCGAACUCUCAGCAGUGCAGCAGCUAAAGUGGCAAAUGCAACAUGGACGGGCCCUCGGGAUGAAGAUGGGGAAUUCAUUUGGUAUGGGCUGAACUACGGCGCUGAUAUCUCGGGUGAUCUCACUGGCAGGGAUGCCAAUGCCGUCACAAAGUGUAUCCCCAAUGGCACUUGUGUCGGGGAACCCCUCGCCCUAGGGGCUCAAUGGCUUCAAUAUUUCGCCAGUGAGAACGAUCCUUCGUUUGACUUUGAAGCAAUGACGAUUCCCGAGUUCGUUAAGCUGGUUGAUAUCUCGGCCGCCAAGUAUGGGCCAAUUAUUGGCACCGAUGAUCCAGAUCUAUCUGCUUUUAAAAAGGCUGGUGGCAAGAUUAUGGGUUAUCAUGGAUUGUCCGAUCCAACAAUUCCCACAGCAGGCUCUGAAGACUACUAUAAAAGAGUAACCACGCUGAUCCCGGACAUCCAUGACUUUUACCGUCUCUACGAAGUCCCAGGCUUGGGACACUGCGGUGGACAUACCACCAACCAACCACUGAGCAUAUUCGAUGCUUUGCGAGACUGGGUCGAAAAUGAUAUCAAGCCAGAUUCGCUCCCUAUCUCUUUCUCUGUGGAUGGAGAGUCAUGGACGAGACCUGUUUGUCCCUACCCGAAAAGUGCUAUCUACGACGGGGUGGGCAGUCCAUCUGUGCCAACGAGCUAUGCGUGCGCAUGA